This is a messenger RNA of Pyricularia oryzae 70-15, 153 nucleotides long. RefSeq lists its product as uncharacterized. The coding region runs from base 1 to 153 and encodes 50 amino acids. NCBI's taxonomy places the organism in Eukaryota, Fungi, Ascomycota, Sordariomycetes, Magnaporthales, Pyriculariaceae. The record is from RefSeq and is a predicted model, not a curated record. The transcript has 4 exons.
AUGGCUUGGAGGGGUGACGACUCUACCCAGGUCAAACCAAGUAGAGAAAGUGGGCGGGGAAUGGUCCGCCUGACGAAGACUCGUGGCCGUCCACGGAUAGUCGGCCGCACCUGCAACCUGCAUCUCCUGUCAGCAAAGUGUCACUGCCACUGA